AUGUUCACCGUAAUUAGAAGACUGCUCCGCUUGCUGAAGCCGCGACGAUGUUACAACAUCAGAGGACACGACCAUCUAAACGCCAAAAAAUCCGCUGAGUCCAAGAAACUGCCAUUAACGACCAAAAGAAGACACUCCACCGCUAAGCCAAAGCUCGUCUUCAAACAUAGCCUUAAAAAAGAUGCUGACUGCUUUGUGGGAACGAGGUACGUCAAUGGAGACAUCUCGAGCUUUGUGGAUUCUGAAGCAUGCUCCGAUUGUACGGCGAACACGGAAAGCGACCAAAGUUUCGAUGAUAAUGUGGAAGAACCAAGCCGAAACACUGAGAAGAUGAUAUCAAAAUUCCUCGAUUCUACCAUGUCUUCAAUUAGAACAUCAGUCCACUCAACUGUAGAAGCGUACAACGAGUAUGUCAGACUAAAACAUGCUAUGUAAGUUUUUAAAGGCAGAGAAUCAAAUCAUUGUACAGUAAAUCCUAGUGUAAUUAUACUUUCAUUGUACGGGUAAAUCCUAUUUAAUUAUGUAGUUUGUAAAAUUUAUAUUUUUCAGCAAAAUUAUUCAAAAGCUGUCAAAAGAAAGUGGCAAUGAAGCAGGAUUGUCCACAGAAACAGAUGAGAUGUUUAUGGUGGAAAUGACCAAGUGUUUGAAAGAGAGUACAAAGAAGUUAGAGAAAGAGUAUCCACGAUUGCACAGCUACGCUCACAGAGGCAUCAAACGCUAA
Bursaphelenchus okinawaensis is the source of this 721-nucleotide messenger RNA. The record is from the annotation of a GenBank genome assembly. NCBI's taxonomy places the organism in Eukaryota, Metazoa, Nematoda, Chromadorea, Rhabditida, Aphelenchoididae.